Molecule: messenger RNA, 1587 nt
Organism: Metopolophium dirhodum (rose-grain aphid)
Lineage: Eukaryota; Metazoa; Arthropoda; Insecta; Hemiptera; Aphididae
Exons: 3
Coding region: 74-505 (143 amino acids)
Source: RefSeq, a predicted model, not a curated record
ACAAAUAUACAGAUUUUAUUUUAACGAUAUUGAGAUCUUUCGAAGAACAGCGUAAAAUUCUCGAAGUAUUAACAUGACAGACUACGCACAAGAAUUCACCGAAAUGACGGAGGUCGCUAAGACUAUGAUACCGCUGAUGAGGGACAUGGAUGACAGAGGCAUCACCGAAAAGUGGAUAAAUCGAGCAAAGGCUCUGCAGAGCAGGGACGUGAACGUGUUGAAACACCGGAACAAUUUCAUGAAAUAUUUCAUGGGAGUCGUCAGGCGGACGAUUGCCGAGACCGGACAAUUUCCGACUUGCUGCAAUUGGGGAAAACCCGAGCCCGGACCUUUCGAUAAGCCAAUUCCUCCACCUAAACCUCUUCCAUAUCAAUGCCACUGGACGCCGGACAAACGGACCUACGUGGCCAUUCAACCGCUGCCAAACCGGGGUGCUAUGGUCUACAUGGCUGUGGCCGAAAAACCGGAACUCGGUUGGGAUUUCCCCAAAAAAGAAACGUCAUAGUGUUGGUUAUGUGCCUGUAAUAAACUAAUAUAAUAUACUAAAUGUGUUGUGUAUCUAAUACGUUGUAUGAGAAAUAAUAUUGUUAUUCCCAAACGGUUUAAAAUAUACGAUGUUUCUAUUUAUUUUUCCAUAAAGAAACUAAUUUUUUUCUAUAAAAAAGUACAAUAAUGAAAAGAAUUCAUCAGUUCCACCUGACCAAGACGUGUAUUGGAUAUUGGCAUUGGCGCGAAUAGGGGACUUAGUUCCCGCAUGUUUCUACCAAGUCCCCCCCAGUUUAAAAGUCAGUAAUUAGUACUGAGCAUAUUAUUAUAAUAUAAUGUCUAGAAAAUAUUAUAGAAUGGGGCUUUAGUCCACCCAAAAUAAUUUGGCUAUUGCGCCUAUGCAUAUUGGACUUAAGUCCAUUGUCCGUUCGUUAGAAUAGAUUAAUAACGUCGAUUGUCGUGAUUUGACUUAAUUGUUACAAACUAGGACAACUGCCGGACAAUAGUGCGUCACGUGAACAAAUUUACAAUCAAUUAAGAAAAAAAUCGCAAUGAUUUAAAAUCAUUCACAGUAUAAUUACUUACCUAUACAUGUAUUGUAAAUAGCUAAUUACAACAAUCUCUCUAACAAAAAAAAAAAAAAAAAUACUAUAAACAACUAAUGAUGGAAACAUUUUCGUAUAACAAAAUUUACUAUAAAAAAACUUAAAAAUAUUUAACGAAAUUGGUCUUGAUACAUUAUUGGCGAGAUUACUCAUUAGGUAUGUAUAGGUGAUUCGCAUAUAUAAAUGUAAUUGUGUUUCACUAUUACACAUAUCGGCAUGCACUGUUAUACCUUCCCAAUUUUAAUUUCUUCUCAUGACCUAUAUAAUUUAUCGAUUCAUUUUAUGUGAAAGCAUCAUAUAUUUUGAAGAAUAAACUAAUUAAUUGCAUAUGGCUUAACGUCGAUAUAAAUUAGUUUGCAUCCAAAAACCUCACACUUUUCAUUUCGACCCCAAUAAGGCCGAUAGACAAAAACCGCUGCACACUUUGUCGGUCACUUUUAUUCUGGGUUGCACAAACAAUUUAUUAAAUUUAAUGGUUCACUAAAAAUGUAAUGGA